GAUUUCAUGAUGUGCUGGGCAAUGAAAGACCUUCUGGUUAUAUGAGGGAACACAACAAGUUAAAUGGCUGGUGUUCUGAUGAAAAUGAAUGGGAUGAAAAACUCUAUCCAGUGUGGAAGAGAGGAGACAUGAGGUGGAAAAACUCCUGGAAAGGAGGCCACGUGCAGGCAGUGCUGACCAGUGACUCACCAGCACUGGUGGGCUCAAAUAUAACGUUUGUGGUGAACCUGGUAUUCCCCCGAUGCCAAAAGGAAGAUGCCAAUGGCAACAUAGUCUAUGAGAAGAACUGCAGAAAUG
Molecule: messenger RNA, 297 nt
Organism: Galeopterus variegatus (Sunda flying lemur)
Lineage: Eukaryota; Metazoa; Chordata; Mammalia; Dermoptera; Cynocephalidae
Product: transmembrane glycoprotein NMB-like
Exons: 2
Biological process (GO): cell adhesion
Molecular function (GO): integrin binding
Source: RefSeq, a predicted model, not a curated record